Caenorhabditis remanei is the source of this 1743-nucleotide messenger RNA. RefSeq lists its product as uncharacterized. The record is from RefSeq and is a predicted model, not a curated record. NCBI's taxonomy places the organism in Eukaryota, Metazoa, Nematoda, Chromadorea, Rhabditida, Rhabditidae. The coding region runs from base 1 to 1743 and encodes 580 amino acids. The transcript has 6 exons.
AUGUCUGACGAUACCUACCGUAGCUCAAUCACCUCAAGACCAUCCUUCAACAGAACGGUCACAUCUAGCACUCAAAACUAUGGAACUCCAGGAUCUGGAAACCGUGUUCUCAAAAUCGUGACUGAAAUGUCAUCCUCAUCAGUGGCCAGUGGACUUUCUCCAUACGGUCAAAAUGCUGCUUCAACUAUUCGUGAUAACCGUGAGCGGGAAAAGAAGGAAAUCAUGGAACUGAACGAUCGCCUUGCUGGAUACAUUGAGAAAGUCAGAUUCCUUGAGGCCCAGAACAGAAAGCUUGGAGCUGACUUGCAAAUGCUCCAGGGAAGAUUUGGAAAGAGCACUGGAUCAGUCAAAGUGAUGUAUGAGUUGGAAAUCACUACCGCUCAAACUGUUGUCAAGCAGACUUCCAAAGAUAAGGAGGAGGCUGAAAAGGAAAUUCGCAAGUUGCAAGAUCAAUUGAAUGAAUUCCGUAAAAAGUGGGAAGAGGCUACCAGUGGGCGUGCUGAGGACCGUCUUAAAAUUGACGAGCUCCUUGUUACACUGUCCAAUCUUGAAGCUGAAAUCAAUCUUCUUAAAAGACGUAUCGCUCUCCUUGAGGAGGAAAUCGCACGUCUUCGCAAGGAGAAUGCUUGGCUCCAAGCCGAACUUCAACGCGUCAGAGUUCAACUCGAUCAAGAAACUCUUCUCCGCAUUGACAACCAAAACAGAGUUAAGACAUUGCUUGAGGAAAUUGACUUCAUGAAGAGAGGAUUCGACUCUGAGCUUAAGGACCUUCAAGCUAUGGCUGCUCGUGACACUACCAGCGAGAAUCGUGAAUUCUUUAAGAACGAGCUCGCUAAUGCAAUCCGUGAUAUCCGUGCCGAGUAUGAACAGAUGAUGAAUGGAAACAAGAGCGAGUUGGAGUCCUGGUACCAAUUGAGAGUUCAAGAGAUCAACACUCAAUCAAACAGACAAAAUGCUGAGAACAACUACCAGAAAGAGGAGGUCAAAAGACUCCGAAACCAGACAUCAGAGCUCCGCGGUAAACUUUCCGACCUUGAAGGAAGAAAUGUGCUUCUUGAGAAGCAAAUCGAAGACCUCAACUAUCAACUCGAGGAUGACCAGAGAUCCUAUGAAGCAGCCCUUAAUGACAAGGACGCUCAAAUCCGUAAACUUCGCGAAGAGUGCCAAGCCCUCAUGGUUGAGCUCCAAAUGCUUUUGGAUACCAAGCAGACCCUGGACGGGGAACUCAAGGUGUACAGAAAGAUGUUGGAUGGAGAGAGCGAUAAUAAUGGACUCCGUCAACUUGUUGAGCAAGUUGUCCGCACCUCUGCUAUCAACGAGGUAGCUGAUACUGAAACAAUGCGUGUGGUGAAGGGAGAACAUUCUAGCAGAACAUCCUACCAACGAUCAGCAAAGGGAAAUGUUUCUAUCAAGGAAACAUCUCCAGAAGGAAAGUUCGUUAUCCUCGAGAACACCCAUAGAGCCAAGGAAGAACCACUUGGAGACUGGAAAUUGAAGAGAAAGAUUGAUGGAAAGCGUGAGAUUGUCUUCACUUUCCCAUCAGAUUAUGUCCUGCAUCCAUUCCAAUCUGUCAAGAUCUUCGCCCGCGGAAACGGAAUCUCCAACCCACCAGAUGUUCUUGUCUUUGAAGGAGACGACACAUUCGGAGUCGGAGCUAAUGUGCAAACAAUCCUCUACAACAAUAAGGGAGAGGAGCGCGCCACACACAUUCAACGUCAAAGUCAACAGACGACCACUGCUUAA